Messenger RNA from Solanum lycopersicum (tomato), 1320 nucleotides. RefSeq lists its product as uncharacterized. Lineage: Eukaryota; Viridiplantae; Streptophyta; Magnoliopsida; Solanales; Solanaceae. The record is from RefSeq and is a predicted model, not a curated record. Gene Ontology annotation, molecular function: S-adenosylmethionine-dependent methyltransferase activity; O-methyltransferase activity.
GGAAAAACUCAUCCGUUUUAAAAAGUUUGUAAGGAUAGAUAUUAGAGUGUGAAGUGAAGUGUAGAAAUAAAGACUCCAUUUUUAGGCUAAUUUUUGCCAUAGAUUUCUUUGAGGUAGUUAAACUUUCUCACAGACUAUUGGCUGUUGAUUGCUUCUCCUAUGUCCAAUCGGAUGGUGCUUAGCUACACCAAUUCAUUUGCAUUAUUUAGACCUAAAUUUAAUGGCCAUUUCAUUCCCUCCAUAUACCACUCUGAUGUGUUAUCCUUGACGAGGCAUGUGUCUUCCACAACUGCUCUCUCCUUUUGUCAGCUUCAGGCAUCAAAACAUCAUGAUAGUGCAGUUACUGUUGCAAGUGAUGUUAGAUAUGGUAGUAAACAGAUUAUAAGUGUUGAUUCGACACUGUAUGACUACAUAUUGACCAAUGUUAGAGAACCAAAGAUUUUGCGUGAACUUAGGGAGGAGACAGCAACAAUGCGAGGUAGUCAGAUGCAGGUGUCACCGGAUCAAGCACAACUACUUGCUAUGCUCGUCCAAAUUCUUGGGGCAAAAAGGUGUAUUGAAGUGGGAACAUAUACUGGAUAUUCAUCCUUGGCUGUUGCCUUGGUCCUUCCAGAAGGGGGUCAUUUAGUUGCUUGUGACAGAGAUGGCAAAGCAAUUGAGGUUGCAAAAAGAUAUUAUGACCGAGCUGGUGUGUCACAUAAGGUGGAUGUACGACAUGGUCUAGCAGCAGAUACUUUGAAGUCUUUGAUUCAAAAUGGUGAAAGUUGCAGAUAUGAUUUUGCAUUUGUUGACGCAGAAAAGAAAAUGUAUCAAGAGUACUUUGAGUUGCUGCUACAACUGGUAAGAGUCGGAGGUCUUAUUGUAGUCGAUAAUGUCCUAUGGCAUGGAAGAGUUUCCGAUCCACUGGUAAAUGAUUCCAAGACUCUUAGCAUUAGAAACUUUAAUGAAAACUUGAUGAAGGAUAACCGCGUCGACAUCAGUAUGGUGCCUAUUGGUGAUGGUAUGACAAUUUGUAGAAAAAGAUGAAGCUUAAAAAGAGGUUAGAUAUUGAAAACUACCUUAGCCAAGCCAUUUUAUGCUUGUUUAGUCUAAGUUUCUAGUGUAAUAUUUUGUUGUUUCACUUAUCCAUUUGUAAGAGAGUGUAAGUUUAUGGCGCUAAUUCAAAUUUAGUAGGGCUCCAAUAUGGGUAUCAGACAUCGGGUGGAAAAUCAAAAAAAGAAAUUUAUUUGACUUCUCACCUUGGACUUUUUGAAUUCCGAUUUACUUCGUCUUGAAAUAUUUAUCGUGAUUUUCAUUUACGCAACUGACAUUAAUUAGGAA